Naegleria lovaniensis is the source of this 501-nucleotide messenger RNA. RefSeq lists its product as uncharacterized. Lineage: Eukaryota; Heterolobosea; Eutetramitea; Acrasida; Naegleriidae. The transcript has a single exon. The record is from RefSeq and is a predicted model, not a curated record. Bases 1 to 501 code for a protein of 166 amino acids.
AUGCUUCGCCGACCUUCUUCCUCCAUCUUUUCCAUCGUUGUGAGCAACAACAGCACACGAGCCUCAUCGCUUCAAACACUCGUGAAAUCAUCAUCAACAACAACAACAACUAGUACUAGCUCUGUCCGAAACUAUGCACUUCCUAAAAAUCCAACCCCACAAGAAGAAAAUUACAUGAUAGAAGCAAUCAAAGACUAUGUCCGACCUGUAAACAAACCUAGAAUUCCUAAAACACCACAACAAUUUAAAAAGGAUGAAAUGUUAGCUAAUUCAUGGUCAUCUCUAAAGAGAAUUUUGACAGAGAAGGCUCGCAACGAUAACAAGAGAAGAGUAAAAUUGAAGAAGGCAGCACUUGAUGCUCUUCCAAAAGAAUUGAGAGCGGAAGCAGAGAAAAUUGAUUGGAGUCUAAUUCCAAUACAGCUUGGUGUUCAACCACACAAAGAUUUGCCUGUACAACCUGGAUACAAACCACCAGAAGAACCACUCAACAUUGAGGUUUAA